AUGUCAGAUGAUGACAAUGAUAGCAUCGAUCCUUCCGAAGUUUCCCAGCAAAUUGUAUCAGAGCUACCAAAUACGCUACCACCAAAAAAACAAAAAGCGACUCAAAAAUAUUCCAAACAUUGGGAGAAACAGCUGACGUGGUUAUCUCCUAGUACGGAUUACUCUACUGGAUUUUGUCGAGCAUGUAAGAAGGAUAUUAAAAUUUCCGCUGGCAUUAAAGAUUUGCUGAAGCACGCUGCGUCUCAGAAGCACCAGCAGAAUGAAAGGGCACUCGCUAUACCUAUGAAAUCUAUUAACGCAUUCGCGAACUCAAGCUACAACGAUAGACUACGAAAUGCUGAAUUACAGCUUUGCGCUUGGGGCGCGGCGCAUAAUAGAUCUGCAGUGGAAAUCGAAGAGUUUGCAGUUCUCAUGGCUCGUCUCUGUCCUGAUUCGACCAUUGCAAAGGGGAUUAAACUGGGACGAACGAAGGUAAACUCUAUAAUUUCCAAUGUUGUCGGUGAGGGCUUUCAUGAGGAACUAACAGGGCAUCUGCAAAUAUCUAAAUUUAGUUUGAUUGUGGACGAAUCCACCGACAAAAGCUGUAAAAAGUCUCUUGCUAUGAUAACGAGAACAUACUUUUGGGAAAAUUCCAGGACGCUGUAUGCGUUGGUAAUCAAUUCGUUUGACAAGGACAAAAUUCCGUACAAGCAAAACAUGUUAGGUUACGCAGCAGACGGUGCAAAAAACAUGACGGGGGAAAAUUUAUCUCUAGCUGCUUUACUGAAAAAUGAUUGUCCUUCACUUUUCGUGUUAAAAUGUGUUUGCCAUAGCUUUGCGUUGUGCUCGUCCUAUGCCUGCAAACACAUUCCCGAUUAUGUCGAGCAGCUUUGUCGAGACAUUUACAAUUACUUAAAUUGUAGCCCCUUGCGUACAAGUAAAUUCAACGAGAUACAGUCCUUAUUAGACCUUACGCCAUUAAAAAUGCUUCAUCCAAGUGCCACGCGGUGGUUAUCGCUAGAAGGCGUGGUUCAGCGGGUACUAGAUCGGUAUGAAUCGCUUAAAGUUUAUUUUGGUUUUGCAGUUAACAUAGAUCGCGUGGAGAAGGGGAAAGUAAGUUCAAUUUAUGAAGCAUUGAAUAGUUUUGAAACGAAAUUAUAUCUCUCGUUUCUCUCCUAUAUCCUACCCUGGGUAAACCGACUAAAUAAGCUCUUUCAGAGUGAAAAUCCCGCAUUAUAUUCAUUACACGCGAAUGUAUCAAUGCUUUACAGAACAAUAUUAGACAAUUUUAUGAAGCCAGAAUAUCUCACUAAUUUAAAAAGUUUAAACGAGGUUAAGUUUGAACCACCAAAUUACCUCAGGGAAAAUGAUGUAUAUGUGGGCGUAGCUGCAGAUUUGUUAAUUCGCGAAUAUAUUUCUGAAGGAAAAAUGACGAUAGAGAAAAUAUUUGAAUUCAAAGUCAAUAUAAUAAGAUUUUACAUAACGCUUGCCAAUCAAAUUCAAAGCAGAAUUAAUUUUAAUGAUGUGAUAAUGAUUAAUAUGGAAAUUAUUGAUCCAAAAAAUGUUAGAGCAAGAAAACAUUCAAGUAUUCUCCCACUACUGUUGUGUUUCCCGCAUUUGAUAAACAAAGAACUACUUCAAAAUUUUGAUGAUGAAUUCAGAGAAAUUUUAAAUAUAGAUUUCACCACGAUCGAUGCCCAUGAUGCGGUAACAUUCUGGGGAAAAGUUUUGUCAAUUAAGAGAUUCUCAGACUCAAUGGCUUUUCCACUUCUUAGGGAAUUGAUACCAAGUCUCUUGAUUUUGCCACACUCGUCAGCAGCUGUGGAAAGAUUGUUUUCACAGUUUAAUCUUAAUAAAACCAAAAUUAGAAAUAGAAUUGGAACGGACACUAUGAAAGCAUGUUAUCAAAAAUCCCGAAGUAACUAUGUGCUCGUACUGAACUAUAGUUGCAACUGUCCGGUACAAGAGUUUAAUUUAAUCGCUGCUGUAAUGCAACUGUUUAUGAAAUGGUGGUAA
Messenger RNA from Sabethes cyaneus, 1995 nucleotides. RefSeq lists its product as uncharacterized. The transcript has 4 exons. The coding region runs from base 1 to 1995 and encodes 664 amino acids. The record is from RefSeq and is a predicted model, not a curated record. Lineage: Eukaryota; Metazoa; Arthropoda; Insecta; Diptera; Culicidae.